AUGAAAUCCAUCAUCCUCGCGGUUUGCCUCAUGACCCAGCUUGUCCGAAUGGAGCCACAUCUCAUUUCGGCAUCACCACCAUCUACCAUGACUCCAACCGCCGCUGCCGUAAAAAGCGAUUCUUCACUUCUCCACACAAUCGCCCCUACCAUCGCAAACACCACCGCCAUCCCUUUGGAUGAGAAUACUCUGAAAGCUUCAAUGCCACCCCUGACCAUCACUGAAUCGCAACAGGACACUCUGAAACUUGUGUUUCUCAUGUUUUUGGUCGCUUUGUUGGUCGUUGUUUAUGUUGGAUUCGUCAAGCAGAAUCGCUUAUAUUUUGGAAUCGAAACAAUUCAGCUUCGAUCACGCUCCCAUCAAAAAAUCAGACAUGAUCUCGGGGAAGAAGAGGAGAAGGAAUUUGGAACGAAAAAAUUAAUGUUUGCCUAA
Messenger RNA from Caenorhabditis remanei, 432 nucleotides. RefSeq lists its product as uncharacterized. The coding region runs from base 1 to 432 and encodes 143 amino acids. NCBI's taxonomy places the organism in Eukaryota, Metazoa, Nematoda, Chromadorea, Rhabditida, Rhabditidae. The transcript is spliced from 3 exons. The record is from RefSeq and is a predicted model, not a curated record.